AUGUUUCCAAUCGCCAUUGAAAACAGUCGGCACCACUCGCUGCCGCCACUGCUGUUGCCAGACAUCUCGCGUAUGGGCGCAGCGGCCGCUGCUGCCGCUGCUGCCUCAACAUCGUCGUCGUUGUUGUUGUCUUCUUCACAUGCCCUGUUCCAUGGCUCGUCGUCGUCGGCGCUGUACGGACAUCACGUGCCGCGGCUUCAGCCACUCCCGUUGCCACGGUCACAUGACCAGGCGCGCCCUCUGCCGCUGCCGCCUGCAGCGGGCCUAGAAUCGCUCGCGCGGAUCGCCGUGGCAACCGAGACGCGGCCGGUGACGCCAGAUGCCGGGUAUGCCGACCGCGAGGUGCCUGCGCCGCGCAGACGCUCCCGCAGCAGUCCGCGCAGCCGCAUGCCACUGUAUGCGGACGCCGCGUCGUCUUCCGUGUCCUCUGUAGGUGCAGGUGCGUCUGUAGAUGCGUCUGCGUUGCCGGCCGCUGCGGCCUCCGGAGCCCCUGCGGCUGCUCUGCGCGGGACCAAACGCCAGCGCGCCGGCCCGUCCUGCGAUACCUGCAGGCUGAAGAAAAUCAAGUGCGACGCCCGCAUACAGACGCUAUGGCAACACGAGUCGCUGGUCAUGUUCAACGGCGAUCGUGCGGAGUCAUUACACGUGAUCAUCACCGCCGACGAGGUCCGCGACCACGUGCUUGCGUCGGCGCAGCUGCCGACGCACGUGAAAGCCACGCUGCAGGAGCGGCUCGCGCGGUGCGAGCCGUCGGAGGAGCUCAUACGUCACGUGGACAAGCUCAUCUUGUUCAAGCCGUGUGCAUCGUGUGUGAAGGCCGCGCGUCCCGCGUCUCGCGACUUGGAAAACGCGACGGCGGCUGCCACAACAAGUGCCGCCACGUCCGCUGGGUGCUGCAAUUUUGCAAAGGGCUACACUCGCGCCGACAUUGCGGUGUUCACCCGGUUGUGUCGCAAACUCGGCACGCGGGCGCAACUCUCGGACUUUUCUGUCAGCGACUACCGCGAAGCGGGCUACUAA
This is a messenger RNA of Lachancea meyersii CBS 8951, 1020 nucleotides long. NCBI's taxonomy places the organism in Eukaryota, Fungi, Ascomycota, Saccharomycetes, Saccharomycetales, Saccharomycetaceae. The record is from the annotation of a GenBank genome assembly.